CCGUGACGGAUGCCUGAUAGCAUUCAGCCUGCGACACUUUCUACCCUCCGAGCUGCGUGUUUCCCACAGUUGGCUGGAUGGCCGACUCCAAGGGAUCAGACUACGAAGAGCGGGCCCCAGAGAACGAGACGUCUACAUCCUGAACGGUUACGCCCCCCUGAAUGAGGUUAGCCACGCAGUGAUGGGUACCGACCACCAUGAGAGAGUUGCAGCCCAUCGAGAGUUUCAGAAUAAAUAUUGGAACCAAUGCCGAGCUGCCCUGCAGCAAAUCCCCCGCCGCACCGCCCUGGUUGUCACCAUGGACGCCAACGCCGCCAUGUCGCCGAACCCCCCCCACGUUGGCUUCGCGGGCCAGCGCCGCAUGUACGCCGCCACCAACUACAACGGUAUGCGCCUGCUGGACCUCCUGCAGACGUUCCACAUGACCGCCCUCAACACGUUCGGCAGGAUGAACCGCCAGAACGGGACAUGGAAGCACACCACAGGCCCUGGAUGGACCACCAUCGACUACAUCUGCACCAGGCUCCACGGGUCCUACGGCAAGCGGGCGGCCCCGCUGAAGAAGCUACCUGUCAGCCUCAGUGGUUACCGCGACCAUCGCCCAGUCCAAGCUCAGAUCUACGUCGGCCUUCGAGCACGCCGCCGACCUGAAGAGAAGCCCGCCCGCUGGGACCGAGACGCCCUAGUACAAGACCUCAACCUUCUCCGUGACCCCGACGCCGAACUCCCCCAACGCCUAGUGGAUAUGAGAUCGAAAUUUGUGACACUCCUUGAACAACGGCUGCUGUCUGGACAGUGGUCUGAUGAAUGCGGAGACGAACGCAGAUACGCCACCCCGUCAGACUACUUCAACGCAUUAGAGCACACGUUGAUCGAGGUAGCGGCCCCAUACUACAUUCUACAGCCCCAGAAGUUGACCCGCCCCAAGCUGAAGGACUCCACCCUGGCCUUGAUAGACCGCAAGCAUCGCAUCCAGCGCAGGAUGGCCAGCAUGACCAAUCAGGAAUCCGACAGCUACGCUGCCAUGCAGGCCGAGUUCGACACAGCUUAUCGUGAAGCCGCCAGAGCAGUUCGAGCCGAACGCCGACAACGACUGGCCGACACAGCCACGGAGGCGGAGACGGCCGACGCGAACCAGAACCUGCGGAAACUCCACAGCGUCAUCCGCCGCCUCGCCCCGAAGCCUGCCGCACCCACGGUCACGGUCAACAACCCCGAGUCUGGAGGCCUCUGCAUGGACGACGCUGAAGAAGCCGACGUUCGAGUACGGGCCCUGUGCAGCAUAUUCGAGGGCUCGGUGAUAGACAUGGCCGUACCUGGUGCCCCCCCUGGACUUCUUCCACGUGACGAUACCAGAAUCGGCUCAUACACACCAGAUGAUGUCAGGAAGGCCAUCCUCAAGAUGCCCAACUUCAAGAGUGCGCCUGUCCUCAAGCUGAUAGACACGGAGACCGACCUCCCCGACCAGGACACACAUGACGGGUCCAUCAUCGAACUUUGGAAGCUGCUGGCGACCGAAGCCACGCCGGCGCUCCAUGGAGUUUUUAACGCAUGCCAGGCCCUUGGACACUCUGCCCAGCGCUUUAAAGACGGAGAAACGGUUUCACUACGGAAACCCAAGGGAGAUGGCAAGAACGCGAAAGACCACUACCGCACCAUCAAUUUGAUCAACCACAUCGGGAAGGUGUUCAUGAACGUUACAGUCAUGCCGUCACUGCGCAGCUUGGCCUCAAGAUUCUCCAGCUCGCAGUUCGGUGCCCUGGCAGGCCGUUCUACUCGUGAUGCCCUGGCGGUCGUAGCCGAGGUGGUCCGACGAUACAGACUUCAUGGCCGCACCUCCCGCCUCGGCAAGACGGCGAUCCCAGGCAUGCUCCUCGCAGUGCUUAUUGACCUCGAGAAGGCGUUUGACCUGGUCGACCGCGAUGAGAUCUGGAAUGCCCUAGAGCACCUCUCCCUCAGGCGCAACGUGAGAUUGACGGUCGAGGAGCUCCAUGAAGGCACAUGCUACAUCGCCAGAGAUAUUCGGACCAACCGCCCCAUCAAGAAGCUGCUCAUCUCCCGUGGCGUCCGCCAGGGGAGCGUGGAGGGACCUCUAUUGUUCAUCGCCGUCUACGACCUGCUCACCGCCAACUUAGAGCAGAGCCACGCCAUGUCAGAAUUCACCGUGGUCUCUGUAGUGUUCGACCCGACGUUGGAAAAAACUCGUCACCUCCACCUCCUCCCAGGAAAUGAGGGGGAAGAAUGCCUACCAGUUUCGCCCAUAAAGUUCGUUGAUGACUUGAUCGCGUUCACCAUUGUCGAGGAUUUCGAAACGAUCUCGAGGUUCCUGUCAUUUCUGAAGAAUGAAAUCACGAAGGGGAAGAUGAAAGUUAACGACUCGAAAACAGAAAUGCUCAUUGUCACCACGGGAAGACGAAGUAAGGCUCGGAAAACCACGAUCCGAACUAAACAAACCAACGUGACCAUGGAUGGGACUCUGAUCAACGCCACCCCGAGUGUGAAGUACCUAGUUCUCCGCCCCGCCUUCCCCGACCUCGUGCGGAAACAGCAGGACCCCCAGGAGUACGGCGCCCAGGAGAACCCAGACGAGGCCCCCGAGGAGCUCUUGGCCCAGGAGAACCCAGACGAGGCCCCCGAGGACCCGAAGUAUGACCCCACGAAGUUAGUCCGUGCGGUGGUUUUUGGUCGAUUCAACUUCGAGGGCCCCAAGCACAAGGGCCCCAAGGGCCUAGACAACCACAUGUUUUCGGUCCACAAGAAGUACGCCAACCCCACGGACUUAACAGAUGACCAGCUCAGGUCCCUGAAGUGCCCCCGGUGCGCCACUAAGUUCAGCAGAAAGGUCCAGGGAGGCGUCAAGAGGCAGGAGCCCGAGGCUCAGGACAGCACCACAGCGUCCAGCGAGUCGACGCCGAACGGCAAGCUCACGAACCUGAUGUGCCGCCUCCUCCUCCAACACGAAGCGGCCCACCAGGCCGACGCGAGGGACGACAACUUCACACUCACCCUCAAAGUCGGCACCAAGAUCGAGAUGGCACUGGAAAACGGCCUGCAGAACUACAUAGCGACUGGCAAAUCCGCCCGCGAGGGCGACAACUUCAAGGGACACCCGCUCGGAAAAAAGCCAGACGCACUCUUGAGGUCGGUGAUCUUCCGCAUGGCCGAAGCCUACGAGAACAGCUCCCAGCCCGUGCAGGAAGCCGCGAAGAAUGGGACCAACCCCGAGAAGGCCCUCGACGCGCUGGAGGUGCUCCGGCGCUGGGGCUCGAUCGCCAAGGACACGGAGAUCAUGGUGCGCGCGACGCGGUGCUUCAAGGUGAAGCUGGCCGAGGGCGACGUGGAGCAGGUGCGCUGGAUCUGGGCCGUCAAUUACCACCCCGAGCUCAAGCUCGCGCUGUCCACCCUCAGGGACAACGGCGGGCUCAAGGCGGCAGGAAUCCUCCUGGGCCACGACUACGGUCAGAGGUCCAAGGUGGCAAAGCAGAUAGAGGAGCUCGCUUUCCGAAAAAACGACACGCAGAAGUCGAAGGACUCGGUGGCUAGCGAGAUCACUGACCUGUGGAGGCCCAUGUCUACGCUUGUAUAUGGGCCGAACGUGUUCCAGACCCGAAGCCAGACCGAUGGGACCGCGACGCCGUCGCCAAGGACCUUCGUCUACAGCGAAACGAGCGCGGCGACAUCCCGGGCCACAUCGAGACCAUGCGCACCCAUUUUUACGACCUCAUGCAGCAGCGUAGGCCCACAGACCCUCGGAGCGCCACCGUCAGACUAUUUUAACACGCUGGAACACACGCCGGUCGAGGCAGCGGCGCCACAUUACGACCUCCAGCCGAAGAAGAUCACCAGACCCAAGCUGACUGACGAGAUUCUCGAGCUGAUCGAGUAUAAGCAUCACCUCCAGAGGCGCCUGGCAUACCACGCGGACCAGACCACCCACGCCUUCCGCCACCUCCAGGACCUGCACGACGGCGAGGCCAGGGCUGCAGCCAAAGCCGCACAAGCUGAACGCCGCCAACGGCUCGCUGAGACGGCGCGGGAGGCAAAGGCAGCAGACGCCAACAUGAACCUCCGCAAGCUGCAUGCCGUGGCCCGACGCUUGGCACCCAAACCAGUGGCCCGUGUCGUCACGGUCACCAACCGAAUCACAGGCGGGACGCGCAUGGACGCGGAGGAGGAGGUCGAGGCCCGAGCCAACGCAUUGAGCACCAUCUUCGACGGCACGAUCAUUGACAUGGCCAGCGCGGGUGGACCGCCGGCCCCCUCCCCGGGGACAACACGCGCAUCGGCACCUACAGACAGCAUCAAAGACGUCUCGAGGGCCAUCUGCAGGAUGCCGAACUUCAGGAGCGCCCCCGUCCUCAAGAUGAGCCCGCCCGACACCGAGAAUGCAAAUCCUGGUGCGCCAGGUCAUUCGGCGACGCCGCCUGCCCGGCCGCACCUCCAGGCUCGGCCUUGGCGCAACGUUGGGACGUCACUGGCAGCACUCAUUGACCUUGAGAAUGCCUUCGACCUGAUCGAUCGAGAUGCGAUAUGGGACGCCCUCGAGAAGAUGGCUACGAAACGCCGGCUGCGAUUCACUGCAGCGCACGACCUCACGUCCGAGCUCGAGCGAAGCCGCCCCAUCUCCGAAUUCCCCGAAGCGCACGUCGCUGUCAACCCAGAGUGGAAAAAGAUGCGACAUCAACACGAUCGCUCGGGCAUGGAGGGAGAAGGGAGGAUCGCCUUGUCGACUAUCAAGUUCGUCGAUGACACGAUCGCCUUUACGACCGUCGAAAAGUUUGAUUCAGUUUCCGAGUUCCUCGCCUUCCUGCAUGUGGCUCUCAUGGGCAAGCGUGAUCUCAAUCUGCUUGAGCGCCGGCAGUCUCGCAGCUCUACCAAGUCCCUCGCGCCCGUCGCCAGCGCGCGAAGAUACACGACGGAGGCCACGUUCGCUCCGAUCGCCAAGAUCUCGAACGGAGUCAAACGAAGAGCCGCGGGCGCCCCAGAGGCCAGCGCCAACGACGAGAGGGAGUCAGCAGCGCCAGACGACAACAUGACGCUGACACUGAAGGAAGGACAGAUGGUCGAGGUAGCCCUAGAGGCGGGAUUCCAGGAGCGCGUCAAGGCAGACAAGGCCGCCCGCGAGGGCGACGACUUCAAGGGCCGCCCCAUGGACAAGAAACCAAACGCGCUCCUGAAGAUGGUCAUCUUUCGGAUCGCCGAAGCUGCCACCAACGGCCGCGAGAAGCUGAUGAAAGCCAUAGAGCAAAGACCCCACGCCAAAGAAGCUGCAGAAGCCGCGGGCGCGCUGGAGAAGCGGGGGAGUUACGUUCAGAUCCCAGGCGCCGUGGCGAAGGCCACCCGUUGCUGCAAGAUCCCGCUCGACAGCGAGGGCGAGGACCAGGCGCGUUGGAUCUGGACCUGCAACUACCACGCCGACCUGAAGAGUGCGCUGACGGUGCUGCGCCUGAACGGAGGCAUGAAGCCAGUGCGUGUCCAGCUCGGUCACGAUCACGGCCCAAGAUCGAAAGUCGCCAAGCAGAUCGAGCAGCUCGCGCUCAAGAAAGACCACGGGUCCGCCCAGACGUGCAUCAUCAUUCAGCUGGAUAUGAUUAAGAGUCAUAGGAUCACCUACUGGAGUACUGCGUGGCACUAA
This is a messenger RNA of Prorocentrum cordatum, 5635 nucleotides long. The record is from the annotation of a GenBank genome assembly. NCBI's taxonomy places the organism in Eukaryota, Dinophyceae, Prorocentrales, Prorocentraceae.